AGUUGGCUAGCUUGCUUCGCUGGAGCUGGGCGUAUGUUCAUGCGAGUGAACUCAACUGCUGUAUUAUCAUCGAAGAAUCAUCUACUUUUUGCCCGUGUGCAGCCCGAUACAUAUCUGUCAAAUAUAGGCUCAGCCGCAGAAACUUACUCGGAUGAAUUGUGAACAAAGAUGACAAUAUGAUACUGAGCCUGAGAGCAACUCGAGUUUUAUUACGCAACCUUAAUUUAUCAGCAUAUGGAAAACGUACUACGAGUUCAUACCCAACUUUAGGAGGAAAUGAAUUGUUGUUUCUGGAAACAGACAUCAAAUCUCAGACUCGACAAGUGUUGAAAUCACACUGGUCAUCAUCAUCAACAAGGCCAAGGAAAAGAUCCACUUUAUCAUUUACAACAUCAAAAUGUAGCCAAAGAACUUUUCUCUCAAGUAGUACACAGGGUCAAGGGUCAUCUGACGUUACAGAGGAUGAGCGAAGGAAGCGUCUGAUGGCACGCAAUCUCCCAAAGAGGGAACCUAUUCCAGGGGUGAAGAACACGAUCCUGGUAGCCUCUGGGAAAGGGGGAGUUGGAAAAUCUACAACGGCAGUCAACGUUGCAUUGGGUAUAGCUGCUAUUGAACAGAAUGCUAAUGUUGGAAUCCUGGAUGCUGAUGUCUUUGGACCCUCUAUCCCCAGGAUGAUGAAUCUUCAAGGAAAAGAGCCUGAUAUUGAUAAGAAUAACCAACUUAUACCACUAAGGAAUUUCGGUAUAUCAUGCAUGUCAAUGGGUUUCCUGGUAGAUGAGAAAUCACCUGUUGUGUGGAGAGGGUUGAUGGUGAUGUCAGCUAUGCAGAGAUUGGUCAAGCAGGUAGCAUGGGCACCUCUUGAUUAUCUUGUAAUUGACAUGCCGCCUGGGACGGGGGACACCCAACUCUCCAUAUCUCAGCUCAUAACUAUAGCAGGUGCAGUCAUUGUUUCUACACCUCAAGAUAUUGCCUUGCUAGAUGCAAGGAAAGGAGCUGAGAUGUUCAAUAAAGUAGAUGUGCCUGUCCUUGGAAUUGUUCAAAACAUGAGUGUAUACCAGUGUCCAAAGUGCGGUCAUGAAGCUCAUAUAUUUGGACAAGAUGGCGUCCAUGGUGUUGCCAAGGAGAUGGGACUUGAUGUACUUGGUGAUGUGCCCCUCCACAUAGACAUCAGAGAGACCUCGGACAGAGGGAAACCUAUCGUGGUAUCAUCACCUCAAAGCCCACAGGCUCUUGCCUACAAAUCCAUUGCAAAGGAAGUACUCAGCAGAAUAAAAACAGAAGACUUAGAUAGAUGACAUUAUCAACGGAGAUAGUGAUUUGGCAAAGUUACAGGAACUUGUGGAAUGUGAUUUUGCAAAGUUAUGGGAUUUUUUUUGCGUGGUAGGAAAGAAAGGUCAUGUGAUGUCAUUUGACCAAUUAGACUGCCUAUAUUCUUGAACCAGGCCACAUGGGUUUGCUAUGAGACAAUCUGUUGUAGCACAAACAAUGGGGCAAAAGAAAGAUUUUGGCAGUUAAAGGGGCUCAUUUUACGAGAAAGUAGAGAGCGAUAUGGGGCGAUUGUUGUCUAUUGAUUGGCAUUAAUGGCAUUAGUAGACAGAGCAAGAAUUUCUCCAUAGUUUGUACCUAUUUCUUGUGCAGAUCUAAAUGAAUUUCAUUACAAUAUAGCCCAAUUUGUUAUAAAUGAUGUCCAUUUACUUGCGGAAUGUGAAUUCAUAUUAAUGUAUGCAAGGGUCAGUUCAAAUUUUGAUGCAAUCAUGAAUAUGAAAAAGUGUUAUUUGAUGCUAAGUCUUGCAAAACAGCAAUAAAACAUCAUUAUUCAUA
Messenger RNA from Strongylocentrotus purpuratus (purple sea urchin), 1821 nucleotides. RefSeq names its product iron-sulfur protein NUBPL (gene nubpl). Gene Ontology annotation, biological process: iron-sulfur cluster assembly; mitochondrial respiratory chain complex I assembly. The transcript has 10 exons. Lineage: Eukaryota; Metazoa; Echinodermata; Echinoidea; Camarodonta; Strongylocentrotidae. The coding region runs from base 177 to 1295 and encodes 372 amino acids. Gene Ontology annotation, molecular function: 4 iron, 4 sulfur cluster binding; ATP-dependent FeS chaperone activity; ATP binding. The record is from RefSeq and is a predicted model, not a curated record. Gene Ontology annotation, cellular component: mitochondrion.